Molecule: messenger RNA, 792 nt
Organism: Agelaius phoeniceus (red-winged blackbird)
Lineage: Eukaryota; Metazoa; Chordata; Aves; Passeriformes; Icteridae
Gene: PLSCR5
Product: phospholipid scramblase family member 5
Biological process (GO): plasma membrane phospholipid scrambling
Cellular component (GO): plasma membrane
Molecular function (GO): phospholipid scramblase activity
Source: RefSeq, a predicted model, not a curated record
AUGGCCUCUCAAGAGUCUCAGGGACAAACCAAACUAAUCUUUAAGGAUUACCUCCCUGGUUCUUCUGACACUUCUCAGCAGAAUACACCUGUUGAACCAACAAGUCUCUGGAAGCAAGCAUCACACACUCAUAAUUUGCCACCUGGUCUGGAGUACCUGAACCAGCUGGACCAGAUAAUUAUUCAUCAGCAAGUGGAUCUUCUGGAAGCCAUACUUGGCACAGAGACCUCCAGCAAAUACGAGAUAAAGAACCCCUUGGGACAGAGAGUUUACUUUGCAGUGGAAGAGAACGGCUGCUUUGACCGCAAGCUGUGCUCGCCCCUCCGGGCCUUCACCAUCAGCAUCGCGGAUAACGCUGGCCGCGAGGUGAUCCGCGUCAUCCGGCCCCUGAGGUGCACCAGCUGCUGCUUCCCCUGCUUCCUGCAGCAGUUAGAAGUUCAGUCCCCACCAGGUACAGUAGCUGGGUAUGUUGUACAGAACUGGGACCCUUUUCUGCCAAAGUUCACCAUACAGAAUGAAAGUAAAGAAGAUGUGCUAAAAAUAAUUGGCCCAUAUGCAACCUGUGGCUGUUUUGAAGAUGUUGACUUUGAGGUAAAAACUCUGAAUGAGAUGACAACGAUCGGCAAAAUUUCCAAGUAUUGGUCUGGAUUUGUCAACAACGUCUUCACCAACACGGCCAACUUUGGGAUCCAGGUUCCUGUGGAUCUCGACGUGAGGAUCAAGGCAGUCAUGAUUGGUGCUUGUUUCCUCAUUGACUUAAUGUUCUUUGAAAACUCUUUGGAUGGAUUAUAA